Messenger RNA from Cordyceps fumosorosea ARSEF 2679, 1740 nucleotides. Its product is annotated as Carboxylesterase, type B. The coding region runs from base 1 to 1740 and encodes 579 amino acids. The record is from RefSeq and is a predicted model, not a curated record. NCBI's taxonomy places the organism in Eukaryota, Fungi, Ascomycota, Sordariomycetes, Hypocreales, Cordycipitaceae. The transcript has a single exon.
AUGAAGCUCUCCAUCGCGGCCCUGGCCGUUUUCCCAUUCUCUGCUGUCGCAGCACCCCGUUCCACGCCACCGCUCACCCAUGUGCCUCGUGCCGCAGAAGUGACGGUCGAGAUACCUGGCGGCACCAUCAUCGGCAACGUCACCGGUGUCGAAAGCUUCCACGGCAUCCCCUUUGCCGACCCCCCGGUCGGGCAGCUCCGGCUGCGUCCGCCCCAGCGGCGGACCCGCCCGCUCGGCCGUUUCGACGCCACCAGUGCGGCGCCGGCCUGCCCGCAGAUGCCCCUCAACACCUCCGAGGUCCUGCUUCCGCCCCUUUUCGGGAAGGACAUGACCCCGGAGAAGUGGCCCGACGGCGAAAUCCGGGGCCAGGAGGACUGCCUCACCGUCAACGUCCAGCGGCCGCGGGGCACGCGCCCUGAUGCCAAGCUGCCGGUGCUCUUCUACAUCUUUGGCGGCGGCUUCAUCGCCGGCUCGACGAAUCUCAACGACGCCGAAAAGUUCCUUGAAUUCGCCUCGGCGCAGAGCCAGCCCUUCAUCUUCGUCGGCGUCAACUACCGCCUCGGCGCCUUUGGCUUCCUCGGGGGCGCCGAGGUGGUCGCGGACGGCACCGCGAACCUCGGCCUCCGCGACCAGCGCAUGGGGCUCGAGUGGGUAGCCGACAACAUUGCCUACUUUGGCGGCGACCCGGAGCGCGUCACCCUCUGGGGCCAGUCUUCCGGCUCCAUCUCCGUCUUCGACCAGCUCGCGCUGUACAACGGCAACGCGACGUACAACGGCAGGGCGCUCUUCCGCGGCGCCAUCAUGAACUCGGGCAGCGUGCUGGUCACGGAGCGCGCCGACUCUCCGCGGGCGCGGGCCAUGUUCGACAAGGUCGUGGAGGAGGCCAACUGCAGCCACGCGGCGCCCGAGGCCAAGCUGGACUGCCUGCGGGAGGCCCCAUUCCCGCUCUUCUACAAGGCGGCGAACAGCGUGCCGCGCAUAUUGGAUAACUCGUCCCUGGCGCUCCCGUUCCCGCCGCGGCAGGACGGCGAGGUGCUGGUGGACAGCCCCGAGAUCAUCGCCGAGAUGGGCAACUACUUUGCCGUGCCGUCCAUCCUGACCGACCAGGCGGACGAGGGGACCGUGUUUUCCUUUGCCCAGCACCACGUUAACAGCACGGAGAAGCUGGUCGAGUAUCUCAAGGAGACGUUCUUCGACAAGACGACGGUGGAGACGGUCGAGGAGCUCGUCACGACUUACCCGGAGGACUCCGCCGCCGGAAGUCCGUUUCAGACCGGGCAGAACAACGAGUGGUAUGAGGACACGUACGGCACCGGCAGAGGCUUCAAGCGGCUCGCGGCCAUCCUGGGAGACUUCGUCUUCACGCUCAUUCGGCGCAUGGCACUGCACAGCAUGGCGGCGUCGCAUCCCGAGGUGAAGCGUUGGUCGUCCCUCAGCUCGUUCGCCACCGGCAUCGCCGCGUACUAUGGAACCCCCCACGGGGCCGACCUGAACAUGAUGUUCAGUGGCGUCGGAAUCCCCGCGCAAUCGACUAGGACGUACUACCUCAACUUCCUCUAUCACCUCAACCCCAACGGCCGGGAUGGCGACGAGGGAAAGUGGCGCGAGUGGCCAGAAUGGACGCCGGAAAGCCCGCUCAUGCUACACACCAAGCUGUUGGUGAAUGAUCUGCUCAAUGAUACCUUUAGAUCUGAGAGCUACCAGGUUCUGAAGGACAAGACGAGGGACUUUGCGUUCUAG